Messenger RNA from Acanthamoeba castellanii str. Neff, 561 nucleotides. RefSeq lists its product as uncharacterized. Bases 1 to 561 code for a protein of 186 amino acids. The record is from RefSeq and is a predicted model, not a curated record. The transcript is spliced from 2 exons. NCBI's taxonomy places the organism in Eukaryota, Discosea, Longamoebia, Acanthamoebidae.
AUGAAGCUCAACGCCAUCCUCUUCGCCUUGGUCUGUCUCGGCUUGCUUGCUCUCGCGCUCGCCCACGAUGGCGAAGACCACAGCGGCAAGAAGAACGACGACAAGAAGGACCAUGACUGGGACUGGGACAAGCACCACGACUGCGACGACAAGGAGGAUGAUGAUGAUGAUGAUGAUGACAAGGAGGAGGGCAGGUGCUACUGGAAGUGUGUCAAGGUGUGCCACAAGAAGAAGCCCCACCACACCUCCACGACCAAGAAGCACACCUCGACCACGACCCCCAAGGAGACCACCACGACCAAGAAGCACACCACAUCGACCACGACCGAGGACUGCCCCAAGGAGACCACGACGACCAAGAAGCACACCACAUCGACCACGACCGAGGACUGCCCCAAGGAGACCUCCACGUCGACCAGGAAGCACACCACAUCGACCACGACCAAGGAGUGCCCCAGGGAAACCACGUCGACCAAGAAGCACUCGACCACCACGACCGAGGACUGCCCCAGGGAGACCACGUCGACCAAGAAGCACUGCGACGACGAUUACAAGCACUAA